Molecule: messenger RNA, 723 nt
Organism: Aspergillus tubingensis
Lineage: Eukaryota; Fungi; Ascomycota; Eurotiomycetes; Eurotiales; Aspergillaceae
Exons: 2
Coding region: 1-723 (240 amino acids)
Source: RefSeq, a predicted model, not a curated record
AUGCUGACGGCAAUGCCCCGAGCAAGCACCGCGCUGGUGCCGGCUGUAGACCUCGUCUUGCCUGUAAUCGAAGGAAGCUCCGAGAGAUCCAAUCGUCCAGGAAGAACAUAUCAGUUCCCAAACAACGCAUACAACAUCCACCUUCACAGGGAAUCAAACUGGGCACAAGCUACGGGCACAUACGAGGAAGUAAUGGCCAGAGCGCGGGCCGGCGAAGAACUCCAUAUUCAGCCCGGAGAGCACGAUUGUGUUUUCCAAAACAGUGCCCCAGAUCGGACGGAUGGUGACUUUGAAGUCGCAUGGGUUGUGCUUGCUUUCUCUCUCGGUGGACGGGAGUUCGAUGUAAAAGCUCAAAUGGUGGCUGAGUGGCAGGGUUGGCAGGGCCAGUGGGUAAAUGCUAAACCGCAGUCUAUUCCCCCCAUUCCUGCAGGCCACACAGCCUCUAUCUUGAUUCACCAAGAUAUUCUCUACCGUAAGAUUCUAGAGCCAUCGAUUCUCAAAGGGAAUAAUAAAGACUGGAAGCUAGAGGGACUCACUGGCUACGAGGGAGGUGGGGUGGGCUUUUCACGCCGCGUGGCAAAAGCCCUUAGACAGGUUACCUUCGACAUACCAUGUGGACGAGCGGUUGAAACAGCCUUGAAUACUAGACAAGCCCAUCUGGAGGUCACUGGCUGGAAUGAGGAUCUCAAGAUAUGCUCGUCGUACUACUCGUAUUUGGAUUAG